This is a messenger RNA of Abrus precatorius (Indian licorice), 3250 nucleotides long. Its product is annotated as plastid division protein CDP1, chloroplastic. Gene Ontology annotation, cellular component: chloroplast inner membrane. Bases 465 to 2894 code for a protein of 809 amino acids. Gene Ontology annotation, biological process: chloroplast fission. The record is from RefSeq and is a predicted model, not a curated record. NCBI's taxonomy places the organism in Eukaryota, Viridiplantae, Streptophyta, Magnoliopsida, Fabales, Fabaceae. The transcript is spliced from 12 exons.
AUGGUGGUUUGACCAUUAGUUCAAGUCAAAGAAAAAAACUCAAUCAGAGAGUUGGUUGGAUCUGUGAAGAAUCAAAAUUUUCCAUUGACAGUGAAAUUAAAGAAGAUUGAGCAGAGAAAUUAAACAGCUAAGUUCUAAUUAUCCAAAAUUAUUUCCAAAGUUGCAUGAUUCCAUCUUUGUUAACUGGAAGAACCAAAACCCACUCCUCUCUAAUUUUCCGUUACUUUUCGCUCCUUUCUUUUUCUCUGCAAACGUUUUCCACACUUCCCACCAAUCCACCACUUUCUUUUUUCCCCUCUCUGUUUUCAUCCCAAUUCAAUUAUUCCCAAACUCUCAACUUCAUUUUCUUCCCUCAGAAGCAAUGUCUUCCUUCCAAUUCCAAUUCGAAGAGAAUGAUGCAAAGCUGAAGCUGAUUUCCACCAUUUAGGGUUUUAGGGUUUUUGCUUUUUGGGGAAUGAGAGCGCAUGGCAUUUGCUAGUGCAACAGCGAUCGCUUCCUCUCUGUAUGGCGUUGCGCGCGUGGGUUACUGUGACCCGAAGGUUCCAUUUGUGGGUUCAGGGUUUUGUGGUUCCGCUUUUUGCGUUGGGUCGCACGCAGGGAAGAGCGAUGUGGUGCUUGAAAGGAGGAAGUUGAAGAAGGUCGAUACACGCACUGUUGAGAAUUCGCCGAUGAAAUCGAGUGUUGAAAUUGAAAUCCCAGUUUCUUGCUAUCAGCUUAUUGGUGUUCCUGAUCGAGCCGAGAAAGAUGAAAUUGUUAAGGCAGUUAUGGGUUUGAAAAAUGCAGAAAUUGAUGAAGGUUAUACAAUGGAUGUUGUUACAGCUCGGCAGGAUCUUCUAAUGGAUGUUAGGGAUAAGCUUCUUUUUGAGCCAGAGUAUGCUGGUAACCUGAGGGAAAAGAUUCCCCCUAAAUCUUCCCUUCGAAUUCCUUGGUCUUGGUUGGCAGGUGCUCUAUGCCUUCUUCAAGAGGUUGGAGAAUCAAAGCUUGUGCUGGACAUUGGACGGACAAGUAUUCAGCAUCAAGACGCCAAGCCAUACACAGACGACUUGAUUCUCUCUAUGGCACUAGCUGAGUGUGCAGCUGCGAAGAUUGGCUUUGAGAAGAAAAAAGUAUCUCAAGGUUUUGAAGCUCUUGCUCGUGCCCAGUGUCUUCUAAGAAGUAAACCAUCUCUUGCAAAAAUGACACUGCUAUCACAGAUUGAAGAAUCUCUUGAAGAUCUUGCACCUGCUUGCACCUUGGAACUACUGAGCAUGCCACAUACUCCUGAAAAUGUUGAUCGAAGAAGACGAGCAAUUGCGGCUCUGCGUGAAUUGCUCAGGCAGGGUCUUGAUGUUGAAGCUUCAUGCCAAGUGCAGGACUGGCCUUCCUUUCUAAGCCAAGCAUUCGACAGUUUGCUGGCAAAAGAGAUAGUUGAUCUUCUUCCUUGGGAUAACUUAGCUGUGAUGCGAAAGAAUAAGAAGACUAUUGAAUCACAGAAUCUAAGGGCAAUAAUUGAUUCAAACUGUUUCUAUAGAGUUUUUACAGCUCAUAUGGCACUUGGGUUUUCAAGCAAGGAAAAAGAGUUGAUUAACAAAGCAAAAGGCAUAUGUGAAUGUUUGAUAUCUUCAGAAGGUAUUGAUUUGAAAUUUGAGGAAGCUUUUUGCUUAUUCCUGCUUGGACAGGGCACAGAAUCUGAGGUGGUUGAAAAGCUUAAGCAGCUUGAGCUGAAUUCAAAUCCAAAAAAUAAUUCAAUCUUGGGAAAGGCAAUAAUCGAUGCUUCUGCUGUGAACCCAUCACUGGAAAUGUGGCUGAAGGAUUCUGUGCUUGCAUUAUAUCCAGAUACUAAAGAUUGUUCUCCAGCUUUGGCCAUUUUCUUUAAUGCUCAGAAGAAAUUUUCUGGAAGCAAGAAUUCUAAAGGAGCUUUACAAACAUUACCUGCUAUAUGUCAUAGACCUCUAUCCGCAUCUGGUUUGUUUGAGCAAAGCGAUGUUGAGGAACCUCGCACAUAUGUGAACUCUUCUCCUAAUCUAGGUUUUGCUGUCAAGCAGCUGACUCCAACUGAUUUGCAAAGUUCACUGUUAUCUGGAAAAAUUGAAAAUGGAAACAAUCCUAGCGAGUCACCUAUUCAAGUGCAAAGGAAACUUGGUAGUCAUCACAAUUCAGGAAUUUGGGAUAGUCACUUCAUUCGUGGACACAUAUUUGAAAGAAUAACAUAUAUUACCGUAUUGGGUUGUAUAUCAUUUGCUACCAUUAAGUUGUCGGGAAUGAGCCUGAGCAAGACUCUCACUGGCUCUCAUUUUGCUUUUACUAAAGCCAAUGGUGACAUUACUUGGACUACAGAUACAUCUGACUACACUGUAGGUCCUGCUUAUAUUAGACAAAGUAUUAUUGCCAACAAACUGAAGAAAUUCCUGUCAAUGUUUAGGAUACAGUUGUUGCACCAGUCAGAUGCUGGAAAUCAAAGUAAUUUACACACUACUCUUGCCUCAUCAUCCUCCCCAAUUAAUGUGUACAGAAGCCUGAUGCCUGUGGAAGAAGCCGAAACCCUUGUUAGGCAAUGGCAAACAAUCAAAGCUGAAGCUUUGGGGCCUAGCCAUGAAAUUAAUUGCCUAGCUGAAGUUCUUGACGAAUCUAUGCUUGCUCAGUGGCAAGCUUUGGCUAAUACUGCAAAAGAAAAAUCGUGUCACUGGAGAUUUCUUUUGCUGAAAUUAUCCGUCCUACGAGCUGACAUUCUGUCAGAUGGAAAUGGAGCUGACAUGGCAGAAAUAGAAGCUCUCUUAGAGGAAGCAGCUGAACUCAUUAAUGGUUCUGAGCAAAAAAACCCAAACUACUAUAGCACAUACAAAGUUAAGUAUGUUAUGAAGAGGCAAGAUGAUGGAUCAUGGAGGUUCUGUGAAGGUGAUAUACGAACACCAUGACAUUUGAGCUUAUUACUAUACCACGCCAGGAUAACUGAUGUUAUAGCUAACUCGGUUCCUUCCCUUAAAUUAGUUUUCUGGAACCUUAGAAUUGAAAAACUACUCCAUUUAGGCAGAUGAUGACAUCCUAAGAAUUUCUUUACACAAUAUAAAUUCCUCCAUCCCUUCCUUUUCUUUAUGAUUAUGACCUGUAAAGAGCUGAUUGAUUGGCGUAUUCAUUGGGGUUUACCAGAAAAUUGAAAUUUCGCAUUCAAUUUUCUGCUAACCAAAGUAAUGUGUAAAGAUUUGUUAUUCUUUUUAUUUUUUCAACUCUAUAAUCUUUCUUCAAUGUCAAUUCUAUAUUAGUUAGCUUGUGU